CAAUAUUUAUUUCUUAAUCUUGCCUAGUUCCUAGUUUAGAUUUUAUUUGGUUCAAAUUAUUAUUAUUUUAUAAAUAUUAUGCAUAAGAUAUUGCAACAAAUUCUAAUAAAAUUUAAUAAAUCUUUUAAACAAAUCUAGAAUGGAGAAAUACGGGGAAGUUUUUUUAACAUCUAAAACAUGUUUUACAUUAAUCUGUACGCAUUGUGAAAGAGCAACAGAAAACUACAAUGAAUUCUUGAACCAUGUUUUAGAAAACCAUAUAGAUCCACUCUCGUGUGAACUUAAAAUCGAAGACUGUCAUUCUGAACAUGAAAAUCCAAUUUUAAAUCUACAGGUUGAAGUUCUAGAAUUGAAUACUGAUAAUGAUGAUUCUGAAGAAUUUAUAUGGAAAAACUCAAACAUGGAAGUUGAUAAAAGUUUUAAAAUAGAUGAUUUGGAAAAUGAUUUUUCAGAUAGUGAAGAUUCAAGUUAUCAGCAUACUGAUAAUGCAUUAUAUGGAAACUAUGAUAGUCCAAUAAAAAAUGUCUUACAUUGUCAAACAUGCAACCAGCCAUAUUAUAAUUUAGAUGUUUUUGAAAGACAUAAAGCACGUAAUAGGUGCGGAUAUUGCCCAGUUUGUUUAGUGCCAAUCGCAGAUGUAUGGGCACAUGUAAAAAAUUUUCAUAAAGAUCGUUACAAAGAUAGAAAAAUGUUACGGCAGUCAGUUAAUGAAAUGAAGGAAUGCCGGGAGUCCGAAAAUGAAACUGAAAUAUUACUAACCAUUGGAAAAGCAAACUCAUGCAACAUCAACACAACAAUUGAUAAGAAUGAAAACUUUGAAGGCAGUCCAUCAAAGCACGUGAAUCAAGAACCAAAUUUACAAGAAGAAUCCACAGAAUUCAAAAGUGACAACGAAAGCCUUGAAAUAUAUAUAGAGGAAGUGCAUAGCUCUGAUACGGAGAUUGAUAUAAAAUCUAAAAAUAAUGGCUAUAUGAAUUUUUUAGAAAGUGAAGAUCCCAGUCAUACAUGCGCUGAUAAUAGAAUAAACGAAAAUGAUAAUCCGGAUGAUCCGGUGUAUUGUGUUUAUUGUGGUGAACUAUUUUCUCCAUUGUACUUAAAAGCCCAUUUAAAACAAUACAGAUGUGGGAAAUGCACUUUAUGCUCUUCAAUCGUUGGAAACUUGUAUGCUCACAUGACAAAAGAUCAUAAGGAAUACGCAGAAGAGAGGAAGCUAUUAAAACAAAAAAUUUUUGAAAGAGUACCACUUUCCGAAGCGGAAUUAUUAAAAAAAAUAGAAGAAAAAACAAGAAGUGAAAAUGAAAAUCAAUUAAAAAAUAUCUUCGUUACGAAAUGUAUAUAUUGUAAGAAAAUAUUUAAGUCAAAACCUCAUUAUAUGAAGCAUAUGAAACGUCAUGAAGAAAAUAAUACUUGCAAAUAUUGCGGAAAGCGAUUUUUGAGAUUUGAUAGAUUAAAAUAUCAUUUAAGAAUGCAUACUGACGAAAAGCCGUACAAAUGCAAAUUUUGUUCAGCGUCAUUUAAGGAUCUCGAACACGUGCGAGAACACUCUCGAACAAGACACACGGAAGGUUUGAAUUUGAAGUGCACCUAUGAAAACUGUGAUAAAGUAUUUAAAACAAAAAAGAGAAGAAAAUAUCAUGAAAAUUACGCGCACACAAGUAAAUAUAGAAGAAUGUGUAACGAUUGUGGAUUAAUAUUUCUAACAUCAAGUAGAUUGAAUGUUCACAUGAAAAAGAAGCACACCAAAUAUGAAGAUAGAAAAUUUUCUUGUACACAUUGUGAAAAAAAAUUUCCCUUCAAAUCUGAUUUGACUGACCAUGAAAGGAUACACUUGGGAAAAAAACAAUUUUUCUGUGAAAUAUGCGAGAAGGGAUUUGUAACAAAAAAAUCUUUUUAUAAGCAUAAACAAUAUCAUAAAAAAAAAUCAGUCACGGAUUUAAAAGCAAAUUAACAAAUUUGUUUGCAUGUGUGUACAGUAUUUUCAAAUCAAUUUUAAUUUUAAAAUUUUCCACCAAAUAAAAUUGUGUUACUAAUUAUUUCUAA
Condylostylus longicornis is the source of this 2040-nucleotide messenger RNA. Its product is annotated as zinc finger protein 675-like. NCBI's taxonomy places the organism in Eukaryota, Metazoa, Arthropoda, Insecta, Diptera, Dolichopodidae. Gene Ontology annotation, molecular function: chromatin insulator sequence binding. The record is from RefSeq and is a predicted model, not a curated record. Gene Ontology annotation, cellular component: chromosome. Gene Ontology annotation, biological process: regulation of transcription by RNA polymerase II. The transcript has a single exon. Bases 140 to 1948 code for a protein of 602 amino acids.